This is a messenger RNA of Scylla paramamosain (green mud crab), 1977 nucleotides long. RefSeq lists its product as uncharacterized. The record is from RefSeq and is a predicted model, not a curated record. The coding region runs from base 1228 to 1947 and encodes 239 amino acids. Lineage: Eukaryota; Metazoa; Arthropoda; Malacostraca; Decapoda; Portunidae. The transcript is spliced from 7 exons.
GUGCUGUUGCGGUCUGCUGUAAUAGGCACUACCUUGCAUGAAAAAGAAUAGAUAUAGGAGUAGAAUUAGAAGGAAAUUAGAGACGCGUUAGAGAAUCUAACGCCAGUGUUAGAAGAAUUGUGCAAGAGGUGAACAGGACGUUGAAUUGAUAACAGCCAAGCUUAACUAUAAACAGCCGGUUUGUUUUAUGCCCAUUCAGCUCGUUAAAGACUUACCUCCCAUUGGGUGGAGAUUAAAACGUCAUUCAUUUUGCUUGAUAUUAUUGGCUAUGGAAAUCUAUGACGUAUGCCUAGGCACCUUUUGGACAGUCCUCAAGUCACUUUUAGCGUUAGUAGCAGCCAGACACUAAGAUAUUACAGACGCACAACCCGUGUCGCUCUGUCACGAGUUAUUCAUAGACUUAGACUCUGAUCAAGACACAAGAGUCUUAAUAACUUUGCUUAUAAUCUUAAUCGUGUGAUUGAGUAGUAAAGAAGUGCACUGUUGUUGAGCUGUAAAGACAAUUUCUUUUUCUAAAUAAACUGCAACACGCCAGAUUAACUCUGAUAACCCACUUGCACAAGGAUGUUGUGAGUGAUGAUUAUCGAGAAAGAAAAUAGUCGCCUCCGAUACCAAGCUACGCCCACUGGCACACCGCCGUCACUGAGGUAGGAGUCACAGUGGUGUUCAGCUUAUUGGGAUUCUGAAGCGUAAACAAUCUUCGAAGAGAAAGAAGAAUUUACAAACAUUAGAAACAAACAACAGAAGCAGCAACGGAAGCAACAGCAACAACGCUCCCCAGCCAACACAGUGAGUCAAGGUCAACCUCGCAAGGGUGUACAAGUCCCGCACCGCGCCGCACCACGCCGCACCUCAUCACACUCCCGAGCCACUGCCCACACGAUCAAACUCAAGAGUAACUUUCAAUUAAUACCACCAAUCAACGAGACCAUAAUCAAAAUACUAAAAAGAGACUUAGAAGAGGAAACCGCAGCCAGAGACGAGAGCAGAAUCAACGCCGCCCCAGCAUCCGCCCCGCACACAGCCACCAGCCACAGCACGCCGCCACCAGCAGCCGCCCCUCAAAAGGACAUCGCUACUCACUUGUCUAUACUUUGGUGUGAGUGACGUCAUGAGGAGGUCCGUGCCCCCCCUCGCGCUGCCCGGCCCCCGCCCCCGCCUCCCCCCUGGGCCCCCCCUGCUGCUGAGGUUCCGGCUUCUCGCUCCUCCCAACACAUAACAGGCAAGAUGAUGGCGCUGGUGGUGAGCGGGGCCGUGGCCCAGAAGUUCCUCGGCUCCGUGGUAGAUAAACACUCCCCGAAGUCGAUGGGGCCACACCCGCCUGGCGUCAUGACGGACAACGCCACCAUAGGCGUCUUCAACGGGAAACACGACGAUGGUUCUCGCCUGGACAGCUACAUCAUCAUCCUUGCCAUCGUCAGCACCAUCUUCCCUCUCAUCUGUCUCAUCCUCAGCCUCGUCAUUGCCAGGCGACUGUGGGUCAAGUACCGGGGUGAGAGAUGCCCCGCCACCGUGGAGAGAGAGGACACUGCGCAGACCUCCAUCAAGAGCCGUGAUGGAGGAUCGCGCAAGUCCUCCCGCGCCUCUCGAGUCACCAAAGACCCCAACAGCCGAGACCAGCUCAUCCCCCAGGACAGUAUGAUCACCUCACCUUCGGAAGGACCCGUGGAAGAGGAGGGCGAGGACCACAUGGAGGAGAUUGUCGUGAGAGACGUGGAGGAUGAGUCGAAUGAGGUUGCAUCAAAAGUCUCCGUGUCGAUGAAGAAUCACAGCUUGGUGGUGGAGGUGGAGGGCGCCCCCAACGUGCCAGAGUCCCCAAUGAUUACUGAAAAUGGCAAGACUCAUCACUUGACUGAGGCCCAGGUGGAGCCCCGCGUGUCCACCAUUGCUGGGGACAUGCUCAAAACCUUGCAGCUGCCUGGCGCGGCAGGUGAGGAUUGGCAGUAAGUUUCUUUUCUCUGCCUCCCCUUCAUACUC